AUGUUUAGCCCGUUGGAGCUUUGUAACGCGUUGAACCGUGUAAAGCACCAGAAAAAGAGUCGGCUUGCUUCAUACAUUGACGCCCACUCCGCAUCCCAACCUCCCUACCACUCACCAUCUCCUUCGCCUGAACCCCCAUCAUCCCGCACAUUGGAGCUCGUUCCAGGUCAAGACACUUCACCAACUCCGAGAAAACACAAACCAAGAUACCUCUCCGAUCAAACACCCUUGCCCAAUCUUCUACAGACAUCUUCUAGGCAAAGCCUGGCUUUCAUCCAGAAAUUGGCGGUGGUUAUGACACUACAGCUUCACCGAAUCCUGUUCGCUGUCGGUACGGUUCUCCAGAAGAGAAAUCUGAUCUUCACAUAG
Molecule: messenger RNA, 369 nt
Organism: Penicillium angulare
Lineage: Eukaryota; Fungi; Ascomycota; Eurotiomycetes; Eurotiales; Aspergillaceae
Exons: 1
Coding region: 1-369 (122 amino acids)
Source: RefSeq, a predicted model, not a curated record